Messenger RNA from Rhizophagus irregularis DAOM 181602=DAOM 197198, 683 nucleotides. Lineage: Eukaryota; Fungi; Glomeromycota; Glomeromycetes; Glomerales; Glomeraceae. The record is from RefSeq and is a predicted model, not a curated record.
UUUUAUUUCAAAAUAAAAUAAAUAAAUAUCCUUUUCUAAGAAAUUUGAAGCUUUUGUAGUUUAUUCAUUAUGUCUUUUGGUAAUAAUCAAUCAGUUAAUGCUGCAAUUAAUAGGGCAUUUGCAUUAACGGAUUAUAAUAUUUAUAACAACAUACAUAAACAAGAUAAAUUCCAAAAACAAACAAUUCUUGCUGAUGAAUCACUUACAGAGAAUGAAAAAUCUGAAGCAAUAAGAAUAUUAACUAAAGGUUAUGAUCAAGAUAAACUUUGUUAUAAUAAAGGGACAAAAAGAAUUUGUGAAAAUUGUAACCAAGAAUGUUUGGCUACAUUAUUUUGUGAACUUUGUGUUCGAAAUUAUUUAAAAGCAAAUUUUUCAAAUUGGACAUCUGGAAACAAUGAUAUUGAUAAUUUAAUACAAGAAUGUCAAAUGAAAUCAAUUACCACAUAUAAAAUACCAGAAUGGAUUCCAUAUAAUAGUUUUAAAAAUGUUAAAUAUCUAACAAAAGGUGGAUUUUCAGAAAUUUAUACAGCAACAUGGAUUAAUGGAAGAUAUGAAGAAUGGGAUUCUAAAAAACAACAAUUAAAAAGAUUUGGAAAUUUUAAUAUAGUGCUUAAAAAUUAGAAAAUAUUGAAAAUGCAAUCAAAGUUGGUUUGAAGAGGCUAAAUCACAUUUAUAUAUAAGCA